Messenger RNA from Pipistrellus kuhlii (Kuhl's pipistrelle), 1363 nucleotides. It is a transcript of the gene PROZ, whose product is annotated as protein Z, vitamin K dependent plasma glycoprotein. Gene Ontology annotation, biological process: proteolysis; blood coagulation. Lineage: Eukaryota; Metazoa; Chordata; Mammalia; Chiroptera; Vespertilionidae. The transcript is spliced from 8 exons. The coding region runs from base 95 to 1309 and encodes 404 amino acids. The record is from RefSeq and is a predicted model, not a curated record. Gene Ontology annotation, cellular component: extracellular region. Gene Ontology annotation, molecular function: serine-type endopeptidase activity; calcium ion binding.
GAGGCGAGCAGCCUUCCUGCGCUGUGAGUGGCCCGGCCGGGCGGGCGGACUUUGGCCCCUGUGUUUGCAGACCUGUCCCUGGGCUGCGGUCAGAAUGGCGGGCUGCGUCCGGCUGCUCCUGCUCCUCCUGGGCCUCCACAUUGCCGAGCCCGCAGUAUUUCUUUCUGCCUCAAAAGCAAAUGAAGUUCUGGUAAGAUGGAAGCGGGCUGGCUCCUAUCUUCUGGAAGAGAUCUUUGAGGGACAUUUGGAAAAAGAAUGUUAUGAAGAAAUCUGUGUCUAUGAAGAAGCAAGAGAAGUAUUUGAAGAUGACGAGGCCGCUGAUGAGUUUUGGAAACGUUAUAUGGGUGGCACCCCAUGUGUCUCCCAGCCCUGCCUCAACAAUGGGUCCUGUCAGAACAACAUCCGCAGCUACACCUGCACUUGCUCCGAGGGCUACGAGGGCAAGGACUGUGCCUUUGCUAAAAAUGAAUGUCACGCAUUGAGGACGGAUGGGUGUCAACACUUCUGCCACCCCGGACAGGACUCCUACAUUUGCAGCUGUGCACAGGGGUACAAACUGGGCCAAGACUACAAAUCAUGCAUCCCACAUGACAAGUGUGCGUGUGGAAUCCUGAAUUCCGAGGGCAUCAAGGCAACACAGAGGAGCAGGCGGAAUCCUCAGAUUUUCCCGUGGCAGGUAAAACUAAUAGAUUCCGAAGGAAAUGACUUCUGUGGUGGUGUUAUAGUACAGGAAAAUUUUGUGCUGACAACAGCAAAAUGUUCACUGUUACACAGAAAUAUCAGUGUGAAAACAAAUUUCCCUAGAACGAGCGAGGACCCGCUGACGAUGGAGGUGAAGCGCGUCCACGUGCACAUGAUGUACGAGGAGGAGACGGGGGACAAUGACAUUUCGCUCUUGGAGCUGGAGCUGCCCAUCCUGUGCCCCGACAUGGGGCUCCCCGUCUGUGUGCCCGAGCAGGACUUUGCGGAGCGCAUCCUCAUUCCGGGGACACCGGGCCUCCUCGUUGGCUGGACAUCCAAUGGCUCCGAGCUGGGCAAUGUGCCGAUGCAGCUGCCCGUCACACACAUGGACAGCGAGGAGUGCGGCAGAGCCCUGAAUGUGACGGUCACGACGAGGACGUACUGCGAGAGGGGAGAGGCAGCCGGAGGGGUGCAGUGGGCGGAAGGGAGCGUGGUCGCCAGAAAACACAAAGGCACCUGGUUCCUGACAGGGAUUCUGAGCUCGGUGCCCACAGAACAGUACGGACAGGAGUUUCUUCUCAUCAAGGUUUUGAGAUACUCGCUCUGGCUUAGACAAAUUAUGAAGUGACUAAACCCAGCUAAGCCUCAAGAAUAAGAGAUGCGGUGGGAUUACACACCUUAA